ACCCCGGCUCCCGGGCCUCUGGCGGACCGCUGCUGACUUCCGGUUGUCUGUCGUCGCCAUGAAGCGGAGGCUGCUGCUCGUGUCCAACUCCACGCUGCACGGCGGCGGCUACCUGGAGCACUGCGAGCAGCACGUCGGCCGGUUCUUCGGGAGAGACGUGAAGAGAGUUCUGUUCGUUCCCUACGCGCUGCACGACCAGGACGGCUACACGCGCACGGCCCGGGGCGCGUUCACAGCCCUGGGCUACGAGCUCGACUCGGUCCACGAGGCGGAGGACCCAGUGGAGGCCGUGAGGCGGGCGGAAGCCAUCUUUAUAGGAGGAGGAAACACUUUCCGGCUGCUGAAGAGUCUCUAUGACAACCAGCUGCUGACGGAGAUCAGGAGGCGGGUGCUGGAGGACGGCGUCCCCUACAUGGGCUCCAGCGCCGGCACCAACGUGGCGACCGUCAGCAUCAGCACCACCAACGACAUGCCCAUCGUCUUCCCGCCGGCCUUCGCCGCCAUCGGCCUCGUGCCCUUCAACAUCAACCCGCACUACGUGGACCCCGACCCCGGCAGCCGGCACAUGGGGGAGACCAGAGAGCAGAGGAUCACCCAGUACCACGAAGAACCCGAUACCCCAUGUGUCCUGGGUCUGAGGGAGGGGUCUCUGCUGCUGGUGGAGGGGAACAAGGCCUCCCUGCUGGGGACCACCAAGGCCCGCCUCUUCAGCAGGGGAAAUCCGCCGGUGGAGUACGACCCGGGUAGUGACCUCAGCUGCCUGCUGACACGCUGACCAAUCAGGGGGACUCUGGACCUGGAGGCCUCACGCUCUAAUGACGGAUAACAGGAGGCCGGAAAACUAAAUAAAGAUUUCACCAACACU
Molecule: messenger RNA, 865 nt
Organism: Pseudoliparis swirei
Lineage: Eukaryota; Metazoa; Chordata; Actinopteri; Perciformes; Liparidae
Product: Alpha-aspartyl dipeptidase-like
Exons: 8
Coding region: 59-775 (238 amino acids)
Biological process (GO): proteolysis
Molecular function (GO): serine-type peptidase activity
Source: RefSeq, a predicted model, not a curated record